Messenger RNA from Paramisgurnus dabryanus, 2065 nucleotides. Lineage: Eukaryota; Metazoa; Chordata; Actinopteri; Cypriniformes; Cobitidae. The record is from RefSeq and is a predicted model, not a curated record.
AACAGUCUGUGAUGAUGGUUGGGAUAUGAAAGAUGCUGCAGUGGUGUGUAGAGAGGUGGGGUGUGGUAAACCGGCACGUGCAGUUGGCGUUGCUUUCUUUGGACAAGGAUCAGGACCAGUUUGGAUGGAUGAAGUGCGCUGUAUUGGAUCAGAGCCCACACUGAAGGACUGUAAAUCCACUAGACGGAAAAACAACAACUGUGGUCACGAUGAAGAUGCUGGAGUUAUUUGUUCAGAUCGCAUUCCCAGACUUGUAAAUGGAUCUCACUUGUGUUCUGGAAGAGUCGAGGUGAAGCAUGGAAAGAAGUGGGAGACAGUGUGUGAUCCUACAUUUGAUAAACGAGAUGCAGAGGUUGUGUGUAGAGAGCUGAACUGUGGGGUUCCUGUACAGCUGCUUAGGGGAGCUACUUUUGGUGAAGGAGAGGGGCAGGUGUGGACACAAAAGAUUCAAUGUUACUCACAGGUUGUGCUGGUGAACGGCUCUGAUAUCUGCUCUGGUCGAGUUGAGCGUCAGUAUUUCAGUAAAUGGGGCUCAUCUCCAGAUUCCUCUCUGUCUCUUCAUGAUGGUCGAGUGAGGUUGUCUGGAGAGAGAGAGUGUGAGGGUGAGGUGGAAGUUUACAUUCAUCAGGUUUGGAGGAGAGUUCUGCUGGACUCCUGGAGUCUCACUGAAUCCUCUGUGGUCUGCAGACAGCUGGGCUGUGGCUCUGUGCUGAACUUCACUAACUCCUCUUCAUCCAGUGAUGAACACAGUUAUGAGUGUGUGAUGGGCUUCCAGUGCUCUGGGACUGAAGAUCAUCUGAGGAACUGCAGCUCUCCACAAACUCUCAACUGCAGCGCAACACAACAGCUGUCAAUCACCUGCCUUGGUCAGAGAUCCAUCAGGUUGGUGGGUUCUGGUGGAGAUUGUGCAGGAAGGCUGGAGGUUUUUCACAAAGGCUCAUGGGGUACAGUGUGUGAUGACUCCUGGGAUAUUAAAGAUGCUCAUGUGGUGUGCAGACAGCUGCAGUGUGGAGUGUCUCUCAGUAAUCAGCCAGUACCAGCCUGGUUUGGUCCUGGUUCUGGUCCCAUAUGGCUGGAUGAUGUGAACUGUGAGGGGAAUGAGGCGUCACUGUGGAGCUGCUCUUCACAGGUCUGGGGAGAUCAUGACUGUAAACACAAGGAGGAUGUAGGAGUCGUGUGCUCAGAGUUUAAAGAGCUCAGGUUAACUGAAGGCUGUAAAGGGAAUGUGGAGGUUUUCUAUAAUGGAUCCUGGGGUAAUGUUUGUGUAAAUCAAAUGGACAGAGACACAGCGAGUUUGAUCUGUCAAGAGCUGAACUGUGGAAGAUCUGCCAGUGAACCCAAUUAUUCAGUGGGAGUGGGAGUAAUGGCAGCUCCUAAUUGGUUGGAUUAUCUUAGAUGUCGAAAGCAUGAUAUAACAUUGUGGCAGUGUCCAUCUUUACCUUGGGGUCUGAAUAACUGUUAUCAUAAUGAGGUGGCCAGCAUCAUGUGCUCCGAGAAAGAAAGCAAUGUAUCUCCACGGAGUCAUCUGACCUGUUCUACAUCUCAUCAGAGACCAUGUACAAAUCAUCUUCCUCUCAGACUGAGUGGAGGGAAGGGUUUGUGUUCGGGGAGACUGGAGGUUUAUCAUAACUCUGUGUGGGGUUCAGUCUGUGAUGAUCUGUGGGACAUCAGAGAUGCUCAGGUGGUCUGCAGGCAGCUGGGUUGUGGAGCAGCAUUGAGUGCUGAUGGGAAUGAAACAUUUGGUGCUGGUGAAGGUGUUGUGUGGAUGAACAGAGUCGAGUGCAGAGGGACUGAGAUUCACCUGUGGGACUGUCCUCAUGUCCUGAAAAAACACACUGACUGCUCACACAAAGAACAAGUUAGACUCAUCUGUGCAGGUGAGAGGAAAACACUGAGAGAUCAAUUCAUUAUCAUUUCAGCAGAGAUCAGUGACUCCUCCACAAACUCCUCCUCUCUUCAAUCCUCCAGUGGUUGUGAUUGUACUGGGAGUUUUGCUCUUACUGCUCUUAGUGCCGCUGCUGAUACUGAUUCAACAAAACAGAAAGAUGAGGAGAGCUCUCUCUAA